Messenger RNA from Exophiala spinifera, 1551 nucleotides. RefSeq lists its product as uncharacterized. The coding region runs from base 1 to 1551 and encodes 516 amino acids. Gene Ontology annotation, cellular component: cytosol. Lineage: Eukaryota; Fungi; Ascomycota; Eurotiomycetes; Chaetothyriales; Herpotrichiellaceae. The transcript is spliced from 2 exons. The record is from RefSeq and is a predicted model, not a curated record. Gene Ontology annotation, molecular function: GTPase activator activity. Gene Ontology annotation, biological process: positive regulation of GTPase activity; positive regulation of TORC1 signaling.
AUGGAUUUCACACUCGCCCUCACGCAUUUCUGCGAAGCGCAUGGCCCCAAGUCAGUACUUUGCACACAAGUCCUCCCGGUACAAUGCGCUUUGUGCCUCCCUCCGUCGCCAUCGCUACGAGCUUGCUCCUCUUCCGACUCCCUUACGACUCAAGUCCACGAGACAUCCUUUGAAUCUACUCAGAACGGCCAACGGUCGCCGAUCCUCCAAAAAACUGAGACCAACUUGACCUUACCAACCGACUUCUCUGGCGCUUCGACCAGCGUAGACUCAGAGACCGAGCCGGAGAGUCCCACGAUCGAGAAACAUCCCUUGUUUCGACAAAACCGGGACGGUAGCCUUCAGUGGCCAUAUGGAAGAGCCGAAGGCGACACCUGUGCCAGCUGUAGCUUCAGCGUGCCCAAAGCUGUAGCAGAGAAACUCCCGGCCGGUGCACCAGGUAGCAGGAUCUCAGAGGGGAAAAAACCUGCCAGUGCACCAGUUCUUCGCUCGAGGGAAUUCGUCUGUCUUCGAAAGCGAAAGAGAAGACCAAGUAACGACUAUCAUGACACUAGACCCUCAUCAUACAAUUCGUCCUUUGCGUCCUCACAGUCUCCGGCGCAAUCGAUUCCUCACUCACAUUCCGACGACUGCCAUGACCAUACACUAACUUACCUGACUGCGAAAUCCCCCGACGAUCGCGAAAGCUAUGCGCAGUUACGCGCCUCUGUCAUUCGUACACUAUCUUGCGAGCUGCUCCCACGCGGCAUGUCGGACGGACCUUUCUGCUUUGGCGACUCAAACACAGGCUAUACCAUUGCAUAUGUGUUCCGACUAACGGACCCGAGGGCGCGUGGAAGACGGCGGGCGUACGCCUUUGUCGCUCUCGCCGGGAAAGACGCGAGCCGCGCAUUUCAAGCAUGCCCAAUGCUUUGGGAGGCAUUUGCUAGCAUGGCCAAAGGAAUUGAAGCCGCGGCGCAAAGACAUCAAGAAGAGCAGCAACGAAAAGUGGAAGAGCAAGCACGACUUGCUGACUCGAACUCUUCAAGAAACUAUACACCCGUGUCGUCGUUUCUGACGUCGCGGACAAUCGAUCCAGAUGGACACCCACGUCGUGGAGGACAAGCUUCGCCUCGCAGCUUAGCGGAGAUCGUUGGAGACGAGAAUAUCUUUGCUUAUCUGCAUCAGUACUUUGUUGCGAUUCUUCGCUGUCUUGGUGACCAGUUUGGAGGACUCCCACUGGCUGAAACACCUUCGGUCUAUCAAUCGGUCAGUGAUGAGUCGCCGCGAUUCGCAAAGUCUUCUGCCAUGAAAUCGCGAGCUCCACCGGUAUCGUUUGCCCAUCUUGAUAGUCUUCGCGACGAGGACGCUACGCCAACGCCUCAAAGUCGAAGUCAUAUUGAGACCAACAACCCCUGGCAAAACAAACCGAACGUAGCGACGAAGAGUACAAUGGAUCAAGAUGACGACGUUGAAAUCUCCAAGACUCGCGCCAACAAAGCAUUCAAACUCAACCCUCCAUGCGCGCCAUUGUUGGUCAGCGAAACUGCACAGCGACAGGUUGUCGUCUAA